AUGGUUGUCACAUCCUCUCUCCAAGAAGACUCCGAUGGGCUGAAAAUAACCGAAAUAAGUUUUGUCAAAAUGUUUUAUGAUAUGGAUCUGGAAAGAAAAACUCACUGGAAGGAGAAUAGCGAGGAGAAUCUUUGGAAUGUCGCUGCAGGCGAGGAUGACGUAGCAGGCGUGGAUGAUUCCUGGGAUGUAUCCGAGGAUGGUGAGAAGAAUGUUGAUUGCCAAGUGGUAAGUGCAUCCCUUCUCCAUCCAGACUCCGAUUGGCUGAAAAUAGAGAUAGGUGAUUCUGUGAUCAGUUGCACUAUGAAUUAUCUUACUGGAAGAAGAAGAGCGCAGAGGAACUUUGGAAUGUCAGUGCAAGUGAGAGCCAUGGCUGCAGAGAUGAGUUCUGAAAUGAUAUGA
Caenorhabditis remanei is the source of this 399-nucleotide messenger RNA. RefSeq lists its product as uncharacterized. The record is from RefSeq and is a predicted model, not a curated record. Lineage: Eukaryota; Metazoa; Nematoda; Chromadorea; Rhabditida; Rhabditidae. Bases 1 to 399 code for a protein of 132 amino acids. The transcript is spliced from 2 exons.